Messenger RNA from Drosophila subpulchrella, 1098 nucleotides. RefSeq names its product twist-related protein 1 (gene Fer2). Bases 93 to 950 code for a protein of 285 amino acids. NCBI's taxonomy places the organism in Eukaryota, Metazoa, Arthropoda, Insecta, Diptera, Drosophilidae. Gene Ontology annotation, molecular function: protein dimerization activity; DNA-binding transcription factor activity, RNA polymerase II-specific; RNA polymerase II transcription regulatory region sequence-specific DNA binding. Gene Ontology annotation, biological process: regulation of transcription by RNA polymerase II; developmental process. The transcript is spliced from 5 exons. The record is from RefSeq and is a predicted model, not a curated record.
UGGACAGCGGAAGUGCGUAAUAGUGUCGGGAAAAAUUGUAUUACAAAUUUGCACUAUAAAAGUAAUAUUAAGUGCGAAUCAAUAAUCGAAAAAUGUCGCGAAAUCAAUUACCAGACUCGUCCUCUUCGCCUCCCAUAAGUCACUUACCCUUUCACAAUUUCGACGAUGAUCUGAUCAAUGAUCUGCCCUCUUGCAUUUAUGCUGGUCAGCACCAAGGUGGAGGAGCCACAGGCGGAGGUGGUGGUGGUGGGUCAGGAGGAGGCGGUGGCAACUCAGGGCUGCGCCUUAACUCCAAUAACCUGCGUCACAUCCAGCAACAUUAUAUGCAGCAUAGCGGAGAGAAUCUGCUGGACUCCUCCACCAACCCCAUGGGGGUGCACAACGCCGGCGGCGGAGCACCCUUGAUGUGCAACAGCCCCAGUGCCAGCAGCAGCGGAGGAGGUGGCAACAACGGAGGAUCAGGCACUCCUGGCGGAGGAGGUGGCCCCAAUCCCGGUUAUGGAGCAGUGGGAGCCACAGCUGCGUCCAGCUACAAAAUGCAGCGACAGGCGGCCAAUGUGCGAGAAAGGAAACGCAUCCAGAGGUCCGCCCCAACUGGGUACACCAAAUGUAGCAUCAAUUCGGCCUUUGAUGAGCUGAGGGUCCAUGUGCCCACUUUUCCGUACGAGAAACGUCUGAGCAAGAUCGACACUCUGCGCCUGGCCAUCGCCUAUAUAUCCCUGCUCCGUGAGGUGCUCCAGACCGACUACGAUCCCUUGACCUAUGUGGAGAAGUGUCUGCGGGGAGAGAUCAAAGCGGACAGGGCUAAUUGGAAUACGAGUGAUCUAACAGCUCGUCUUUCCUGGAUUAACUGGGAGAACCUCGGCGUCCAUCCUGGUAGGCGAACUCUGCUCACCUCGUUGGCUCUGUCCUCAGAACCCUUGUGCGGAGCCCACUGUGGGAUGCCAUAGAUAUAAACUGAAAACACAGGCCUAGCCUGUUUAACUGCUAAAAGCACUUACCACUUAAACUCUUGAUCUUCCCCCUAAGAUGCCAAAUGUCUUCCCUUUAUGGUUUUGAUCUCCCAAUUUAGUUUAAGGCUGUACAUAGUUUUGCAGU